GAGCUAGAUGGUAACAUGACCUUGACGGCAAAUGAACCGUUAAACUUCCGACCUGGCAACAUUCGUGUGCUGAAAAACUGUCUGCUGUUUCUCAGCAAAAUGGCUGAAAAUUUGAAAAUCCUUGUAGCGGGUGACGUAGAGGGGCAAUACGAUGUCUUGUUCAAUCGAGUCCGAACAAUUAAUAAAAAAUCAGGCCCGUUUGACAUGCUGCUAUGUGUAGGUGACUUUUUUAGCAGUGAUCCUGCUGCAGACACUCAACUAGAAUCAUAUAAAAUAGCAGAGAAGCAGGUUCCCAUUCCAACAUUUAUUUUGGGACCUUCUAAACAAGAACAUUGUCGCUAUCUUCAAGAUUUGAAGGGAUGUGAAGUUUGCACAAAUUUAACUUACUUAGGUGAUCAUGGUGUGUUCACUGGAAGUAGUGGCCUAAAGAUGGUGUAUGUUAGCGGCAAAGAGAAACUUCUCACUACGCCAACUGAAAAUGGUUUUACAAUGGAGGCCAUUAAAUCAAUUGAAGUUCAAGUUGGGAACAGCUCUGCGGGGGUAGACAUAUUGCUCACAUCACAGUGGCCGAAAGGUGUUGAAAAUUUGGCAGCCCCAUUGGAUUGCGGGAAUAGUGAAAAGUUCGGAUCUUCUUUAAUUUCACGAUUGACGCAAAAGAUUAAACCUAGGUACCACUUUGCAGGAAUGGAAGGAGUACAUUACGAACGGUUACCCUAUAGAAACCACGAAGUUUUGCAAGAAAAGACUCUACAUGUUACUCGAUUUAUUGCAUUGGGCAAAGUCGGCAAUGUAAAGAAGCUCAAAUGGAUCUAUGCAUUUAAUAUAGCCCCAAUGGCUAAAAUGUCAGCAUUAAAACUUAAUGAACAACCGGCCAAUACAACCCCUUGUCCAUACCUUAACACGCUGGAAGAGGAAGAAGCGGAGACUCGAAAGGAAGCGCUAGGAAAUCAAUAUUUCUAUGAUGUCAGUGCCGAUGUCAUGUCUGGAAAUACCAGGGGUAACAAACGCAGACAAAACAAUCAAGGUCGGCCUCCACGACCACCGCCUAAACCAAUGGGUCCUUGCUGGUUUUGCUUGUCAAGCCCCGAAGUAGAAAAACAUCUGGUGAUCAGUGUGGGCGAACAUUGCUACGUAGCUAUGCCUAAGGGUCCGUUGGUACCUGAACACGUUCUAAUUUUACCGAUUGGGCAUUAUCAAAGCAUUAUAGAAUUGCCAGAAGAAGUCCUCGAAGAAGUCGAAAAAUUUAAAGUGGCCAUCCAGAAAGCUUUAAAAGCGAAGGGUAAAAGCGUGGUCUUCUUCGAAAGAAGCUUCAAAUCUCCUCAUUUGCAAAUCCAAUGCAUUGCCGUACCGAGUGAAAAAGAAGAUCUCGUUAAAGAAGUUUUUGUUGAAAUGGCUGCAAUGCAGUCUAUCAAUUUGGACGAGCUACCGCCUCACGCAGAACUUCGCCAGGUUGUACCUGCUGGCAAACCGUACUUCUUCCUGGAGCUACCGAAGAAAGAGCGUUUUGUCUGCUACAUACAAGGCCGAUUUCCUUUGCAAUUCGGUCGUGAAGUACUUGCAAACAAUGAUUUACUCAACUGUGUCGAUCGGGUAGAUUGGAAAAAUUGCCCAUCCUCAAAAGAUCAGGAGGUUAAAGAAACAGCACGUUUUCGACAGCUGUUUCAACCCUUUGAUUUUACUUUGUAAUCCCUUUUACUUUUAUGGUAAAUG
Molecule: messenger RNA, 1710 nt
Organism: Daphnia carinata
Lineage: Eukaryota; Metazoa; Arthropoda; Branchiopoda; Diplostraca; Daphniidae
Product: CWF19-like protein 1
Exons: 12
Coding region: 16-1686 (556 amino acids)
Biological process (GO): mRNA splicing, via spliceosome
Cellular component (GO): post-mRNA release spliceosomal complex
Molecular function (GO): RNA lariat debranching enzyme activator activity
Source: RefSeq, a predicted model, not a curated record